AUUAUUAUAAUAAUAUUAAUAAUCCGAUGAGAGAAAAGGUAUUAAUAAUAAUAAUGGUGAUGGUGUUAGGUGAUUGGUCAAUUAGGGGUUGUUUAGGAAGGUUUGUAGUGGAGAAGAACAACUUGAAGGUGACGUCACCGGAAUCGGUGAGGGGUGUGUACGAAUGUGCGAUCGGUAACUUCGGUGUGCCUCAGUACGGAGGUGUGAUGGUGGGCUCCGUUUUCUACCCUAAAACCAAUCAGAAGGGAUGCAACACUUUCCAAGAUUCUGAUUUGUCGUCGAAGACGAAGCCAGGUGGCAUUCCUCUCUUCGUCCUUGCCGACAGGGGAGAGUGCUAUUUCACACUCAAGGCGUGGAACGCGCAGAACGGCGGAGCGGCCGCCAUACUAGUCGCAGACGACAGGGUGGAGCCGCUCAUAACAAUGGACACCCCGGAGGAAGCCGACGCAGCUCAAGCUAACUACCUCCAGAACAUAACAAUCCCGUCGGCGCUAAUCAGCAACCAGCUCGGCGACAGGAUCAAAAAAGUAUUAGCCAAGGGAGAAAUGGUGACGAUAUAUCUCGACUGGCGCGAGGCCCUCCCCCACCCGGACGACCGGGUCGAGUACGAGUUCUGGACGAACAGCAACGACGAGUGCGGGCCCAAGUGCGAGAGCCAGCUGAACUUCGUCAGGAUCUUCAAAGGCGCCGCGCAGAUACUCGAGCAGAAGGGGUACACGCAGUUCACCCCGCACUACAUAACGUGGUAUUGUCCGGAGGCAUUUAUUAUGAGCCAGCAGUGCAAGUCGCAGUGCAUCAACCAGGGUCGGUACUGCGCGCCCGACCCCGAACAGGAUUUUAGCAAGGGGUACGAUGGGAAGGAUGUCGUCGUCCAGAAUUUACGUCAGGCGUGCUUCUUUCACGUGGCGAAGCAGAAUGGGAAGCCGUGGCAUUGGUGGGAUUACGUCACGGACUUCUCCAUUCGUUGCCCGAUGAAACAGAACAUGUAUAAUAAGGAGUGCGCCGAUAAAGUCAUUCGAUCGCUCGGAUAUGACGUUAGUAAGAUAGAUGAAUGCAUUGGAGAUAUUGAGGCAGAUGAUGACAACCCUAUUCUAAAAGCAGAACAAGAAGCACAGAUUGGAAAAGGUACACGAGGAGAUGUCACUAUUUUGCCAACUCUUGUGAUAAACAACAGACAAUACAGAGGUAAGCUCGACAAAGGAGCAGUUCUCAAGGCGAUUUGUUCGGGGUUCGAGGAGACUACCGAGCCCGCGAUUUGUUUAACUAGAGAUAUGGAAACGAACGAGUGUUUGGAGAACAACGGGGGUUGCUGGCAUGAUCCGGCUGCUAAUGUUACUGCAUGCAUGGAUACUUUCCGAGGGAGGCUGUGUCAUUGCCCGACCGUGCAGGGAGUUAAAUUCAUUGGUGAUGGUUACACUCAUUGCGAAGCUUCUGGAGCAUUAAGAUGUGAAAUAAAUAACGGAGGGUGUUGGAAGGAAAGCCAGUACGGACGAACUUAUUCCGCGUGCACUGACGACUACAGAAACGGUUGCAAAUGCCCGGCGGGAUUCCGGGGCGAUGGAGUUAAUGGGUGCGAAGAUAUUAAUGAAUGCGCGGAAAAGCUGGCAUGUCAAUGUCCGGAUUGCAGCUGCAAGAACACGUGGGGAAGUUACGAAUGCAGUUGCGGCGGCCAGUUACUCUACAUUCACGAACACGACACUUGUAUUAGUAAAGAUGCAGCUAAUUCAGAAGUUAGCUGGGGAGUAAUGUGGGUAAUCAUUCUUGGCUUGACUGUGGCUGGAGUUGCUGGAUAUGCUCUUUACAAAUACAGGAUCAGGAGAUACAUGGACUCGGAGAUUCGUGCGAUCAUGGCUCAGUACAUGCCAUUGGACAAUCAACCGAAUCACAUGCCUUCUCAAGUGACGACCGUUUGAACUAACGAUCGGAAUCGCAUGCCGUUAGAUUUUGUCUUUUCUUUUCUUUUUGCUCUUUAAGAACUCAAUUGCGGUUGUACACGGUAAUCCAGGUUAAGUUCGAGUCCGGCUACUUUUUUUUUCCAGAGGCAACCAAUUUAAUUACGAAAAAAACAGAUGUACGUACACAGCAUUAUAAUCAACACAAACAUGUCAAAACA
Messenger RNA from Erythranthe guttata (spotted monkey flower), 2113 nucleotides. RefSeq names its product vacuolar-sorting receptor 1. Gene Ontology annotation, molecular function: calcium ion binding. The record is from RefSeq and is a predicted model, not a curated record. NCBI's taxonomy places the organism in Eukaryota, Viridiplantae, Streptophyta, Magnoliopsida, Lamiales, Phrymaceae.